This is a messenger RNA of Hemisphaericaspora subhashii, 1629 nucleotides long. RefSeq lists its product as uncharacterized. NCBI's taxonomy places the organism in Eukaryota, Fungi, Ascomycota, Pichiomycetes, Serinales, Debaryomycetaceae. The transcript has a single exon. The coding region runs from base 1 to 1629 and encodes 542 amino acids. Gene Ontology annotation, molecular function: protein binding. The record is from RefSeq and is a predicted model, not a curated record.
AUGUUUGAUAUAUCAUUAUUAAAGAAAUGUCCUGAUGAUAUUAUUUAUCAAAUAUUAGAUCAGAAUUUCUUAGGAGUAUCUGAUAUUUAUAAUUUCCUAUUUAAUAGAUCAACUCAUUAUGUUGCACAACAAGUAUUAAAUAAAAGAAGUUUAAUUCAUUUAACAAUUGGUUCAAGAAAGAAUUAUGAAAGUGUAAUCACUUCAAGUCAUGAUUAUGAAAUUACUAAAGGUCCUUAUUAUUGGCAUAUUUAUUAUAAUUAUACCAAUAAGGAUUCAUUCUUAUCUUGGUAUGAUAGACAUAAAUUAAUUAAUAAUUAUGUAAUACAAAUCUUUUUAGAUCAAUUUCAAUUUGAUUCAUUAGAAUUCUUUCAAAUAUUGAAAUAUAAGAAUAUUAAAAUUUAUUUAAAUUAUGAAAAUGAUGAUAAUCAUACGGUUAGGAAGUUUACUCAUAUCAUUUGGCCCAUGAUUGAAGAUAUAUUUGAUUUCCAAUUAAAUUCAAUUAAUUUAAUCUUGGAAUAUGAAAGUUCAAUUGAUCAAGAUUUAUCAAUUGAUAUUGCCAAUAUUAAAGAAUUUGAAUUUAGACAUUAUACUCCAACUUAUAGACAAGUUGAAUUUAAAUUGAAUCAACAAUUGAAUAAAUUAAUCAUUAAUAAUAUUAGUAUGUUACCAUUAACUAUAAAAUUACUGCUGUUGCCCCUGCUGCUGUUGCUACCAAUUAAUUUAUGUUCUUUCUUUAUAAAAGGACCGGUUGCAAAUUUGAAUUAUUUAGGUAAAAUUUUGCAACAAUGUCAUAAUUUACAAUAUUUAACAAUUUCAAAAGGAUAUAUGAAAAACUUCAAAGAUUUUAUUAAAAUUGUAUCUCCAUUAGGUUUAUCAAGAUUAAAAACUUUAGAUUUAAGUUAUAAUGAUUUUGGAUCAAUUGAAUCAAUUGAUUUAUCAAUUUAUUUCCCAAAUUUAAUUAAUUUUAUCUUAAAAUUUGAAGGAUUAAAAUCAAGAAAGUUUCAUUUUACAAAUAUUAUAUUUCCAAAUAGUUUGAAAUGUUUAAUGCUUCAAGAUAAAGGAAUUGCAACAUUUAAAGAUAUUCAAGGUUUACAAUAUUUGAAAAUUCUUGAUUUAUCAUAUAAUUAUCCACUUCAUUUCCAAAUACCUCAUACGGUUGAACAUAUUCAAUUAUUAAACUUAUCUUAUAAUCGUACUAUCCUAUCUUCAAUAUAUCGAUUCAAUCGAUUAGACAUUUCAAGAUUUAUCUUUUUUAAAGUUAGUGAAUUACAUUUACAAGGUUGUAAUAUAUGUAAUGAAGAUUUAGAAGAAUUAGAAUUAGAAUAUGAAGAUAAACCAAUUCCAAAAUCUCAAGUGAAAUUCUUAGAUUUAUCAAAUAAUAAAUUAUCUAAUUUAAGAAUGUUUUCUGGGAAAUUAUUUAUGAAUAUGCCUUUAGAAUUUGUGGAUCUUUCAUUUAAUGGAUUUGAUUAUUUAAAUGAUCAUAAUUUCCCAUUAAUAAAAAACAAUUAUCCAGUAUUGAAAAAAAUAAAUUUAACUGGUAAUUCAAGAUUACGGAAAAUUACUGGUAUUGAUCAAUAUCCUCAAUUAGAAACUGCAUUUACACAAUUUGAUAGAAAGGGUUGUAUAUAG